Branchiostoma floridae (Florida lancelet) is the source of this 609-nucleotide messenger RNA. Its product is annotated as decorin-like. NCBI's taxonomy places the organism in Eukaryota, Metazoa, Chordata, Leptocardii, Amphioxiformes, Branchiostomatidae. Gene Ontology annotation, molecular function: protein binding. The transcript has 3 exons. Gene Ontology annotation, cellular component: extracellular matrix. The record is from RefSeq and is a predicted model, not a curated record. Bases 1 to 609 code for a protein of 202 amino acids.
AUGUGGAUGGUGUUCACUGUUCAUGGACAACCGAGGAUUGCCUGUGACAGCGAGGGGGAUGAGAGUCCAGCCUGCAUCUGUUGGUCCGAAACUGUGUCAUGCCAAGACGCCGACUUGACAGCUGUUCCUUCUGACAUUCCCCCGGACACCAUCGUCUUGAAGCUCUCCAGAAACAAGAUAUCGUCACUUCCCAAGAUGGUCUUUGGUUACCUUCCUCCACUGUCCACACUAAACUUGCGUUACAACAAAAUGUCCUACAUAGAGGCAGGCGCUUUCGAUGGAGAAAUUGGACUGAACGACAACAAGCUAGAAAGUCUGGAUGAAGAUAUAUUCAAGGACCUUCGUCGCCUCCAGACCAUUCGCCUUGAAGACAACGAGAUCAAACGUCUUCCGUCUGGAAUUUUUAGUGAAGCAAACUUGGAAGACCUGUUGAUUCUGAAUCUUCACGAGAACGACCUGACAGUCAUAGAAAACGGCACGUUUGAUAACCUUCCGAGCAUACAAUCCAUUUCUCUGGAAGAAAACCUACUGAUGACGGUAGACUGCGGGAUGGUUCCAUCUCAGAACAUGUCGGCAUCGCUUGGUUCAUAUUCCAAGGUGAGCUCUUAA